Brettanomyces nanus is the source of this 2367-nucleotide messenger RNA. RefSeq lists its product as uncharacterized. The transcript has a single exon. Gene Ontology annotation, molecular function: protein kinase activity; ATP binding. The record is from RefSeq and is a predicted model, not a curated record. NCBI's taxonomy places the organism in Eukaryota, Fungi, Ascomycota, Pichiomycetes, Pichiales, Pichiaceae. The coding region runs from base 1 to 2367 and encodes 788 amino acids. Gene Ontology annotation, biological process: mitotic spindle assembly checkpoint signaling; protein phosphorylation.
AUGACUACAACCACGAAUUUUUCUCUAGUAGAACAGAAUAAGGAGAAUAUUCAGGCAAUUCCUCAAGGGCGGUCUGUUAAACGGUUGGUGGAUCUCGAGCAACUUCAUGGUACGGAGCUGAAGGAAAAACUAGCCGCGGAGAGAGAAUUGUUCGAAGUCAGACUUGAUCGAUCGCAACUGGAAGAUCUUGACGAUCCUUUGGAGCCAUAUCUUGAUUAUUUGAAGUGGAUAAGAGAGAGUUUUCCGUCUGGUAACAACAAUCGAGAAUUAAUAAAGCUUUUGGAGAAAGCUACGCAUGACUUUAAAGACGAUGAUUACUAUAAGAACGAGGUGAGGUACUUUAAGAUAUGGUUGGAGUAUAUUAAGUUCAGCGACACGCCACGAGAGAUUUUUACUUAUUUAUUCAAGAAGCAAAUAGGAAGGAAGUUGAGCUUAUUCUAUGAAAGUUAUGCAGGGUUUAUGGAGGAGCAAGAUGAUUAUGAGAGAGCCGAUGAGAUCUAUAAGAUGGGCAUAGAGUGCAAGGCUCGGCCUGCUGUCAAAUUGCAAAAUGCCUAUGAAAGGUUCAAGAUUCGAUUGAAGAGUCGGCCAAAUCAAGAAGAGUCUUCGAAAGAAGUGAGAGUCUUGUCGAACUCAGAGGGAGGCGGAUUAUCAACUUGUAUUCAGCAUACUAUUCAGAAACCUAAGUUUCAGGUUUUUAAAGAUUCUUCUGCAGAUACGCAUACUUCAGCAUUUAAUAAUGAGAGGUCUGAUACCAGGGAUAGUUUGGAAUCCUUACAGAACAUCAGGAAGGAGAACAAGGUACAGGGAGUACCAUUCAAGUCCCAGAAGAUUCCUCAGAUUGCUCUUAAAGGAGCUAGAAAGAGAAAAUUCUCCGUAUUUAAGGACACUCCUAAGCUCAAGUAUCCUGUGACAACUAGUGUGGAUGUUCCCGGAAAGAGGACAGCAAAGUAUGACUUCAACUUUGAUUUGUUUUUCCCUAAAGAAGGCGACACCAGAACGCUGUAUGAAGUAUUGGCAUUGAUGAUGAAGAAGCCAACCCAUGACGCUAGUUUUCAAACUCCAUUGAGGAAGAAGAUUCGCACUUCCAUGACACCAGCCUCAAGAUUGGGUAGUAGUUUUCUCAUUGGUUCUCUCAAUGAAGAAGAGGACACCACCCGGCUGACUCGUUCACCAACAUUAACUUUUUUUUCAAAUGAGGCUCGUAAAGAGAUCCUUCAGAUGUUCAAUCAACCAAUCAGAUCUCCCUCCAGCACCACAACUUUAACCAAUAUUACUGGUACUGAAGUUGGCCUCAGCGACUUCAUUACUGAGACUCUCGUCAAGCCGUCCACACCCAAAAAAGAACUCAUCAGUGCGGGUCAAGAGACUGUCAUGAGCUCCCCAUUUGUCGAUACACCAUUGCGGAUAUCUUUUGAAAAGGCCGCCGCUGAAUCCUCUCAAAUGGCAGGCUUGAGUGAGCCUUCGCACUACCCGGGGUUUCACUCCUACAAUAUUCCUCUGAAUAAGUCACAGAUCUUAAAAGACUUGCUUAAACCUGGUAUGCCGGCCGUUAUGGGUAACAAGCAGUUGAUGAUUCGGUUUGGUAUGGAACUUUUCUGCGUCAUCAAAGUGCUUCGAGAAAAUGAUGAUGAUUCCCUUUAUCUCUGCGAGCAAUCGACAGGCGAUCAAUUUUCUCUCAGGGUAAGUCAAAGAGAAAAUGAUAAUGGGCAUGAAUUCUGCAUUCUCAGUGAGCUCAGCAAAAGAACUGACCUGUUUAUCAGCAGUUAUGGAUAUUACCGGUACGAAGAUGAGUCGUAUUUGAUGCUUCCUUAUUUCAAGCAGGGCAGUUUGGUUGAUUUGAUGAAAUGUGUUAAACUGACUGAGUCCUUAGUGGCAUUUGUCACUCUUCAACUAUUGGAACAGAUGAUUGAACUUCACAGUAUUGGAUAUGUUCAUUGCCAAAUUGAGGCUGGUAAUUGUAUGUUGUCGAUGAAGGAUAGUGCCAAGUAUUCGGAGGUCAAACUCUGUGAGUUUAGAAAGGUGGUUUGUGUAUCGGACUCGAUUUCUGCUAGAUCUCAGUAUUCACAAGAUUGUUUUGCCUUAGCCAAUGUCAUUCAUCGGCUCAUUUUUAAAAAACCUCUUGAUAUCAAAAAAAUAACGUUGGAAACAGUGCUGGUCGCUGAUAUUCCGAGCGAUUGGCAGCGGACGACGUGGAACGGGCUUUUCAAACAUCUACUCAACUUUGAACAUCUCGAUAAGGAUGGAGAUAGUGUUAGACAGCUACAGAAAGUUUCAGAAAUGAUUGCGAAGUGGUUGAAAACCGUUCACGAUUUAGACAGUACGAUAAGCUACGUUGCAAGCCAAUUGAACAGUAGAUCCAGAAGAUAA